AUGGAUCAUCAGGAUACCAAUGGUGUACACCCCACAGCUCCAUUGAAAUGCGAACUAAAAACCUGGCAUACCCGUGAAGAUGGAAAGGGCAACAAAGUUCGCACUCCUGUGCAGGGUACGGAUGCGUUGCGACCUGACAAUGACUCUUCCAGUCAUGCCUUGGUUCUUGAGAGAGGGUUCGACAAAAAGAGUCAGCUGCUUUGGACUACACUCACCGUCAACUCCCCCCACAUACUCAAGGCUCUCAGGGACGCUGUAGGCCGCUACCCAACAGUUCCUUCCGACUUUACGGAAUCAUUUACCAUGUCGAGCCCAUUUCAGAUGCUCUAUCAUCACUGGGAAGAUUUGCACGCUUAUAAGACGACCCUCGAAGACGGGGAAGAUGAUGCAAGGAUGCACCUGAAUUUACUCUUUGGAUUCAUGGAGUCAGAGAUGGGCGAUUCUAAAAGAGCAAUCGAGAAGCAAUUCGCCAGCGGCUAUUGCGAUUAUGACAAUCUCUGGCUCAUAUUCAAGCCUGGUGCUCUGGCUAUUACCCAUUUCAAAUCUCAUCCAUGGUUGAUGAGAGUUACCAAAACCGCGUACGAGGAGAAUGCCCGAGACGGAAAGUGGCUAGAGGUGCAUACUGUAUACACUGGUCAUGAUGGGAAAAAUCCCGGCGAGACAAAGCACAUCAUCAAGGUGAAACAGAAGGAAUCCUUUGCCCAGGGGCAUCCCGAGCGCAUCCUCAAUCUCCCAGUCUACCCGCGCAAGUAUCAUACCGAGGGUGAGGCACUGGAAGAGCGUCUGCGUUCCAGGGGCGAGAGGUUUAUCUCACUCAGCGGCAGAAACUCCAUUCAAAACUAUGAUGGAGCUGCCGAAUAUCUCAAAGAAGCGCCCCCUGACUUUUACGACCCUAAUGAAGCGAGCACCUGGCAAGUAUGGCGCUCGUAUGCAGAGAAAGGCCGGAUUGUCCUGGACUUGAGCUCUUUUCAUGAAGAGAACCGUGGCAUGACCAUAUCAGCCCCACAGGACGAGUCGACAACAGACACGGCAAUGUGUCCCCCAUACGUUUUUGGGUUCUCGUGCGGUCGUAAAGACUGGGGCCGUUUCCUGGUGUCCAUCGUACGAGAAGCAAGUUGGAAACCGGACCCCUUUUCUUCUCUCGAAGUGCCAAGUAAUCAAAAGAUGCUGGUUCAGGCUCUAGUCUCGUCCCACGAUUUUCCAGGCAACGAUCGCGACAGGAAUGAGCAAAAAGGAAAGGGACUCGUCUUCCUUCUCCAUGGUCCACCUGGUGCCGGAAAGACAUUGACUGCCGAGUGCGCCGCCGAGCUGUCACACAGGGCCCUGUUCAGCUGUUCCAUGUCAGAACUAAACAAGUACAACAGCGCGUGGUAUUUUGAGCAUCGUCUUGCCCAAGUUUUGCGGCUCGCAACUGCUUGGAAGGCCGUCGUGCUUCUUGAUGAGGCCGACGUCUUUCUUGAAGCUAGACGGGAUGACUCGGCCGCGGAUGGGGAGCGUAAUGCUCUUGUCGCAGUAUUCCUGCGACAUCUUGAAUACUUUUCAGGCAUCGUGUUUCUCACCACGAACCGGAUUCAUGUUUUUGAUGAUGCAAUGAAGUCAAGAAUCCACUUGGCAAUUGGAUUCAAUGCCCCAGGCACAGCUGCACGACGCGCGAUAUGGAGCCGCAAUAUCCAACAACUUCCAAAGGAUCAGGUAGAUCCCAAUGUUGAGGAGGCGCUCGAUCGACUGGCUGCUGAAGAGUUAAAUGGUCGCGAGAUUGCAAACACUCUGACAACAGCGAACACAUUUGCUCGUUUUAGCAAAGAGCCACUCGGAAUCCAGCAUAUCGAAACAGUCAUGGUUGUGCGUAGAGACUUUGAAAACAUAUUGAAGAAGGGGAACCCGGCAUAG
Molecule: messenger RNA, 1890 nt
Organism: Pestalotiopsis fici W106-1
Lineage: Eukaryota; Fungi; Ascomycota; Sordariomycetes; Amphisphaeriales; Sporocadaceae
Exons: 1
Coding region: 1-1890 (629 amino acids)
Molecular function (GO): ATP hydrolysis activity; ATP binding
Source: RefSeq, a predicted model, not a curated record